This is a messenger RNA of Paramecium sonneborni, 1196 nucleotides long. Lineage: Eukaryota; Ciliophora; Oligohymenophorea; Peniculida; Parameciidae. The record is from the annotation of a GenBank genome assembly.
AUGAUAUAAAUAUUUAUCAUUCUAGCAAUUGCUUUUUCUAAGCCUUUAAAUCCUAAGAAAGUGUUAUAUGCUAUAAAUUGUGGUGCUCCAUCAAAUUAUAAAAGUCCUUCAGGAAUUUAAUACGAAAAAGUAAAAAAGCUUUUAAGAUUAUUUCUAAGGAUAUAUAAACAGAUCCUGAAACAGUGGUAGCAGAUUACAGUUUGAAUUCAGAAGUGUCUAGUCAAUAAAUAAAAUAUACAAGAGAGCCUUAAAUCUAUUUAACAGAAAGACAUGCAUAUAAAUCAUUUUCAUAUCAGAUACCUUUGUAAAAAGAAGGCACUUAUACUUUGAUUCUUAAAUUUGCAGAAGUAUUAAUUUAUUUUUAAAUGAAAGAUGUACUUUGAUACGAAAGGAAAAAGAGUUUUUCAUGUUAAAUUUGGAGAAUAAAGAGUAAUUGAUAAACUUGAUAUUGUGGCUAAAGUAGGAAAGUUUGCUUCUAAUGACGAAUAUAUAGAAUUUGAAUAUGUAGCUGGUCAAGUGUUCUAGAAUGUAAUAUUUCCUUAAUUUUAAUAGAAUACUUUAUGUGUUGAGGCAGUUUAAGAGGGUAAAUUAUUAGUAAAUCUUGAAAAAACAAAAUUUGAUAACCCAUAUAUUCAUGGAAUAGUUUUAUAUGCAGGUGGAAUAAGUGAGACAGAUUAUGAAGAAUAUCAGUAUAUGAAAGAUAAUUGGGAAAAGAUUCUUAGUGAAGAAAAGAUUAAGGAAGAAUUAGAGAGAUAAAAAAAAUCUGAAGCUAAAGUUAAAAGAAAGGAGAAAGUCAAAUUUAGAAAUGAUCAUUUAAAUGAAUUAGAGAAUGAAUUUGAAGUUGAUGACUAAUCAUAAGUUACAAUUGCACCUUAAACUCAAAGAGUUGGUUUAAGAACUCUCAUCACUAGUCCUUUAGGUACUGCUGGUUUAUUCAUUUCAUUUUUUUUUGGAAUGUCUAUCUUUAAUAAAAUUAUAUCUAAAAUUUCACAAGUAAUUUUCAUUUGAAUUUUAUUAGGCUAAAAUUAAAGGAUACGAAAAAGAGGUUCCUGAAACUAAACCUAAAUAAGAAAAAUAAACAAAAGAAAAAAGUGAUACAGGGGAUAAAAAAAAUAAAACCAAGGAAUCAAAAGAGAAAUCGAAAGAUAAAUAAUAGUGAUGAUGAGUUAUAUUUGUUCAUUAUUAUAUUGUUGCAC